Messenger RNA from Sinocyclocheilus anshuiensis, 948 nucleotides. Its product is annotated as proenkephalin-B-like. NCBI's taxonomy places the organism in Eukaryota, Metazoa, Chordata, Actinopteri, Cypriniformes, Cyprinidae. The record is from RefSeq and is a predicted model, not a curated record. Gene Ontology annotation, molecular function: opioid receptor binding. The coding region runs from base 119 to 877 and encodes 252 amino acids. Gene Ontology annotation, cellular component: dendrite; plasma membrane; neuronal cell body. The transcript is spliced from 3 exons. Gene Ontology annotation, biological process: sensory perception; neuropeptide signaling pathway; chemical synaptic transmission.
UAAAGAGUGACUUCGUCAAAGGACACGAGAACAAAGAAGUUUCAGCCAGCUUCGCCAAGUGAUCGCCUUGACGCUUGGAGAACAAGAAGCUCUGUAGGUACUCAAGGAAUCGCUGUAGAUGAUGGAGUGGCAUGUUUUGGUGUUGAUGCUGAGCUUGCCAACCUUGAGUCAGGCAGAUUGCUCAGCGCAAUGCAUGAGAUGCGCGCAACAGAUCUCCGACCUGGACUCUGCAGUGAACCGCUUGACUUGCACUUUAGAAUGUGAAGGAGCCGUUCCGUCUACUAGUACAUUAGACAGAUGUGAGAAGGCUUUACAGGAGCUUUCAGAUGAAUUCGCGGAGCUCAACCCAGACGCCGACGGAGAACGAAGCGCGUUAAACGCAGAGGAUCUCCAGGAGAAGGCGUCCAACCUGGUCAAACGAUACGGGGGCUUCAUCAAGAGGAUAGAUAAGAAUAAAAAUAAGUUUUUCGCCUCACCAUGGAAGGAGAACGCCAUACUAAAAGGACUGUUCGCGAAGAAAUACGGACAGUCGCUCUCGAAACUGGGCGAGCGAGACGUCCCGUCGAUCACGGAAAACGACGAGGGCAAAGACGUGACUGCGGAAAACGAAACGGUAGUUUAUGAUAACGACGUUCCUCUAAACGAAGCCAAACGUUACGGCGGGUUUCUCCGCAAAUUCGGGCCAAAAAGAAACAACUUUGUGGAUAACACCAGCCCGCAGGUGUUGCAGAAGAGAUACGGCGGGUUUAUGCGAAGAAUUCGCCCGAAGUUGAGGUGGGACAACCAAAAGCGAUAUGGCGGGUUUUUACGGCGCCAUUUUAAAAUCUCCGCGCGCUCUGAUGAAGAGCCCUCAUCGUACGAGGACUAUGCUUUUUAGGCUAUUGUAUCAUAGAUAACCCAAUCAGAACUCAUUAAGCCAACGCAUUUCAGUCCCCCCCCCCCCAAAUG